ACGCGUUUAAUCGCAGAGUAUUAAGCACGCGCCUCCUCCUUGAUUCUCUCCUCCCAAGUCACACCACUCUUGAUCUUGCUCCCCCUUUCCCCUCUCCCCGAUCGCCUCACGAGAACCACCGCCAUGGCGACCGCGUACUAUGGCAGCUCCAGGUCCCGCGACGCCCCGACCGACGAGCCGGACGACUUCGACGAGUUCGACUCCACGCCCUACGGCGGCGGCUACGACCUCUUCGUCACCUUCGGCCGCCCGCUCCCGCCCUCCGACGAGACCUGCUACCCCUGCUCCGCGCCCUCCACCUCCUACGACGCGCCCCACUACGCCUCCGAGGAUCCAUCCCCCUACGCGCACCACCAGAAGCCCCAGCCCGCCUACGGCUUCCGCCCCCAGCAAGAGCAGAAGCAGCAGCAUCAGCAGCCGUCCUACGGUGACGACUCCGGUUACGGAUCCAAGCCCCAGGCCGCCUAUGGCUUCCGCCCCCAGGAGGAGGAGCAGCAGUCCUACGGCUCCGGUUAUGGAUCCAAGCCCCAGCCCGCCUAUGGCUUCCGCCCACAGCAAGAGGAGGAGCAGUCCUACGGAUCCGGCUAUGGAUCCAAGCCCCAGCGCACGGAGGAGGACACCUACGGAUCUGGAUAUGGCAGGAAGCCGCAGGAGGAGGUGAGCUACGGCUCUGGGUACGGCAGCAAGCCGCAGGCGGAGGAGAGCUAUGGAUCUGGGUACGGGACCAGGCCGCAGCAGGAGGAGAGCUACGGCUCUGGGUACGGAUCUAAGCCGCAGGUGGAGCAGAGCUACGGAUCGGAGUAUGGUUCUGGGUACGGAAGGAAGCCACAGGGGGAGGAGAGCUAUGGGUCGGGGUACGGAAACAGGCCGCAGGGGGGAGAGGAGUACGGUAGUGGUGGGUAUGGUGGAAGAAAGAAGCAGGAAGACAGCUAUGGUUCCUCGGAGCAUGGCUAUGGCAGGAAGACUGAGGAUGACAGCUACGGUGGUUCUGGGUAUGGAUACGGGAAGAAGGCGCAAGUGGAGGACGAAGGUGCAUAUGGCUCUGGGUACCAGAAGCCGAAGCCGUAUGGAGAGGAGACUCAGGGUUCAUAUGGCUAUGGAGAGGAGAAGCCCAGAUAUCAGAGUGGUGGGUAUGAGAAGCCGAGCUAUGGCGGGGGUGAGGAGUACCAGGGGAGCCACGGCCGUAAGAAGCAUGAUGACGACGACGACUCUGAUGAUGAAAAGAAGAAACGAUAUGAGAAGCACCACAACCGUCGCCACCACGACUAUGAUGAUUAAGCAUGCAGCGCGGUCUUGAUCUGCUGCGAUCGCCCCCAUAUCCAGCUACUGCAUGAAUAAGGAUGAUCUCUUUCCCUUCCGGACACUGGAUCAUUCCUCUUUAAUGUACUUGUCCUUGUGGGUGUGGUUUAUAUAUUUCAAUUGGACCAAAAGAACUGCGUUAUACCUUGUUUGUAUGCUUCAGAUGGUGCCACUGUUGACUGGAUUGUCUGAAACGUGAUUCCGUUCUGUGCUUC
Molecule: messenger RNA, 1514 nt
Organism: Brachypodium distachyon (stiff brome)
Lineage: Eukaryota; Viridiplantae; Streptophyta; Magnoliopsida; Poales; Poaceae
Exons: 2
Coding region: 124-1278 (384 amino acids)
Molecular function (GO): phosphatidic acid binding
Source: RefSeq, a predicted model, not a curated record